AGCAACAACAACAACAACAACAAUGAACAAAAUAGCAGUGGGAGACAAAGUACAAAUCAACUCACUCUUGGGUACAGUAAGAUAUAUUGGAGCAACAGACUUUAAGGCCGGUACCUGGGCUGGGAUUGAAUUGGACACUGUUGGAUUAGGAAAAAAUGAUGGAUCUGUUGAUGGCAAGCGCUACUUUCUUUGUCCUCCCAAAACAGGAUUAUUUGUACAAGUUGGAAAAUUAACAAAAGUUAACAAUCAUCAAAAACAACACAGACCUUCAACACCUCAUGUACCAGCCAAAGUUGCAUAUAAGAAACAUAAUAUACCACUUCCACCACCUAAACGAAUGAUGUCUAUCGAGAAUAACCAAGAAAUGAUGCAGCUUCAACAAAGGAUCGACUCACUGGAAGCAGAGAAUCAAUACCUGAGGCUUCAUCAGGAAAGCCGAGUGCCAUCUCUUCAAAAGAAAAUGAUAGAACUUGAGACACUGCUCACAGGAAAAGACCAAGAAAUUCAGGAAAAGGAUGGAAAGAUUCAUAAAUUAGAACAAAUAGUUGCCGAGGUUAAAAGGGCCGGAAUUGACAGUUUAGAAAUGCUAGAAUCAGUUGUACAAAAUUACCAAAACCAAGUUGCAGCACUAGAAGAGGCACUUUCAUUAGAAAAGAACAAAACAAGGCAACUUUUGCAGGAUCAGGAAGAGCUUCGAAAGGCUGGCCUUGAAGCGAUUGAAUCAAAUGAGUCGACACUCAGGGAGUUUGAAAAGGCAAAACAGCUCUGGCAGUUAGAAAAGAUCAAGCUACAAGAUGAAUUUAAACAAAGAGAGGCACAGCUGAUGCAGUCUCAUCAUCAUGAGAUAAAGACUCUUUUACAGGACAUUAGCAUUUUAGAAGUUGUGUUACAAAGUAAAAUGGACAAAGAACACGAACUGAAUGCGUCAUUGAGGAGGGAAAAACAAUGCAACAAUAAACUGACAGCUGAAAUAAAAAACUUGAAAUUCCAGAUAAAGAUUAACGGCAUAAUACCCUUUCAGUCACCUGCUGAUUAUCGUUGUAGUCAUCGGUGGUCGUUUCGCGACAGGUUGGAUACACCCAUUGAAGAGGAAGAUGAAAGUGAUUUACCACUAGACUGUGCUCUAUGUGGUAAGAAUGGACAUGAUAUUAUUCAUUGCAGCAUCUUAUCAGAGAACCAACAAACUAACAUGCACAUACAUUAAUCAUUUUGUAUAUAUUCUAUUUGUAAUUUUAAUAUAAUUAAAUGUGUAAUACAUAAUAAAAUGAAAAGCUUGCUUCUCGUGUUACCCACACUACCCAGUGUAACCAUGGAAACUCUAAUUUGAAGGGGAUGGUCUAGUUUGCACUCUUAAAAAUAGCUGCUAAGAAUAGUUUAAUGCUGUAGAAAUACAAGUCAUUCCUCUUUUUCUUCAUUUUAUUAAAUACAAAUAUAGUAAUUACUGGGAAUUAACUUGAUUCAAAAGCGAUUGACGUGUCUG
Rhizopus microsporus ATCC 52813 is the source of this 1480-nucleotide messenger RNA. RefSeq lists its product as uncharacterized. The transcript is spliced from 2 exons. The coding region runs from base 23 to 1204 and encodes 393 amino acids. The record is from RefSeq and is a predicted model, not a curated record. NCBI's taxonomy places the organism in Eukaryota, Fungi, Mucoromycota, Mucoromycetes, Mucorales, Rhizopodaceae.